This is a messenger RNA of Suillus paluster, 752 nucleotides long. RefSeq lists its product as uncharacterized. The record is from RefSeq and is a predicted model, not a curated record. The coding region runs from base 182 to 499 and encodes 105 amino acids. The transcript has a single exon. Lineage: Eukaryota; Fungi; Basidiomycota; Agaricomycetes; Boletales; Suillaceae.
CAGCAGGCGGAUAUCACAAAAGACCUCGAAAACCGCUAAUAUCUACAAUGCACAGCACCUGCUCCUUGUUCACCGACCACCGGUGCUCUAACACUGGAUUGCCCGUUCACAUCAGGGUCCCCGUUUAUUCGCUAAGGCAGGCUGUCAUGCAUCCUGCGCCCAUGUUCAUCAGGCACUUUUCAUGCGUUCACCUCUCGAUCUCGUCCCCGGCCACCCAAGCCACAUUCAGCUCGACGCACCCCUUCUGCAGCCACGAAUAGGCGUUUUUACUUGCCCGGAAUACCCUCCCACUUCGAUUCCCCACUACGUCCUAUGCUUCGCCGCUCUGGUUCUCCUCCAGGGUUUGAUGGUGCGCUUCCCCACUGCUCGAGGAUCUUCUGGACAUCCAUCAUUCAUCUGCCAUGCUCGCCUUCAAGAUGCUGUUCUUGUGAGUCCUCUCAGCGCUCGUACAGUCCUUACAUUGUCCUUCUCAAGGUUAAUUACGUGUUUCUUCUCUUGACGUGUACCCUGUUUAUCCCCACUAGCCCAUGCACCAACUAGACGAGAACCCCCCCCCCCCCCCAAUGCUGUCCCACCGCUCUACUCUCAUUGACUUCGACAUCGUCGUUGGCCAUCUUUAAUCUCUCAUUCAGGUUCUCUGAGCUCAGGGUACCCUUCUGCUCAGAACAUUUAGAUUUAUUUUUAAAUGCACAUGUUUGUAUAUGAAUUUGUAGAUUAGCACAUGAGAAUGGAUCAGUGAGAUUCAUAGCUUU